CUCCUGGGGUUGUCCGUCGCCAUGCUGAGCACCGUCACCCGCUACGGGCUCCACUUCACCCUCAUCAGCAGCAUCUCCCUGGAGAACAACUCCUACAGGGUCUUCCACCACGCAGCUUUCUACUGUGGGCUGUGCCUCAGCAUGACCCUGAUCCUUGCAGCCCUGCUGAGCUCUGCUGCCACGGUGCGGGAGUCGCCGCUCCUCGGAGCCACGGGAUUUUUCUGCUUUGCUCUGGCCUUCUGUGGAUUGCUCCCAGCUGCCUGCUGGAGAUACACACACGGCACCGAGGUGGAGGACAGCAUGAUGGAUGUGUAUGACCUCGUGUACGAGGAGGUGAGGAGGAACAUCUCCAGCUUCAGGAGGCACGAGCUGACUGCCAUCCAUGAAGCAUUCCUGUGCUGUGGGAAGCACUCUCCAUUUGGGGACACUGCCAACGUGGAGAGCAGGACGUGCCCACCUGGCCAGGCACGAGAUGCAGGACGGGACUGUCUGCAAGAGAUCCAGGACUUCCUGAAGAAGCACAUGGACUUGGUCUCCACGCUGCUGGGCGUCACCAUCGGCUUCACGAUUUAUGGGAUGUUCCUGACUUCAUUCCUUUGGUUCUCCAUCCACUUCAGCAGCAACCUGGCCCGGAAAGGCAAAUACAUCUUGAGAGAGAGGUAG
Molecule: messenger RNA, 663 nt
Organism: Merops nubicus (carmine bee-eater)
Lineage: Eukaryota; Metazoa; Chordata; Aves; Coraciiformes; Meropidae
Gene: TSPAN32
Product: tetraspanin 32
Exons: 7
Cellular component (GO): membrane
Source: RefSeq, a predicted model, not a curated record